AUGAGCUACUUCUUUUCAUUUUUCCCGCAUGUCUAUUUUAAUGGUAAUUUAUUUCGGCAGGGAGCCCAUUUCAGAUCACAUAUAGUAGAAGGUAGCAGAAUAUUAAGAGGUUUUAAUAUUGGGACACCAUUUGGCACUCGUUCGUUCAGUUCAUCAAGCAAGGAUAUGACGGCGUCAGACUUGGGAUACAAAAUUUUAGCGAGUUCAUUUGAGAAGCCUGAAUUGGAUGAUAGAAAUUAUCGGUAUAUUCAAUUGCCAAAUCGGUUGAAGGUGUUUCUGAUACAGGAUAAGAGUACUGAUAAGGCGGCGGCAGCUCUUGAUGUUAAUGUUGGAUUCUUUCAAGAUCCGGAGGACUUACCUGGUCUGGCACACUUUUGUGAGCAUUUAUUAUUUAUGGGGAGUGAGAAAUUCCCUAAUGAGAAUGAAUAUUCUAGUUAUCUGAGCCAUCAUGGUGGGGCUUCGAAUGCAUAUACUUCGACUCAGAAUACGAAUUAUUAUUUUAUGGUGAACCAUGGGAAUUUGUACGAUGCUUUGGAUAGGUUUUCUGGGUUUUUCACAUCGCCGUUGUUUAGCGUAUCUUCUACUAACAAAGAAGUUAAUGCGGUUGAUAGUGAAAACAAGAAGAACUUGCAGAGUGAUUUAUGGAGAAUGCAGCAGUUGGACAGGUCUCUGACAAAUCCUGGUCAUCCGUUUCAUAAAUUUUCCACGGGUAACUAUCAAACUUUGUACAAGGAGCCUAAGUCCAGGGGCAUUGAAAUUCGGGAAGAGUUGUUGAAGUUUUACGAUAAGACAUAUUCCGCUAAUUUAAUGAGGUUGGUAAUUCUAGGUAUGGAAGAUUUGGACACUUUGUCUGCAUGGGCGUAUGAAUUGUUUAAGGAUGUCCCUGAUAAGGGAAUUGAUGUUCAUGAGUAUAAUGCUAAAGUUUUCACACCAACAUAUCUAACUAAAAUUAUUAAGGCUAAACCAAUUAAGGAUCUCAAACGUGUAGAGGUAUCUUUUGACGUACCAGAUACAGAAACAUUUUGGGACUCAAGACCAGCUGACUACAUAUCCCAUUUAAUUGGACAUGAAAGCAGUAACUCGUUGUUGUCGUAUUUAAUAUCACAAAGUUGGGCUACCGAGUUAUAUUGCGGAGCUCAAACUGUUUCUAAGGGUAAUGCUUAUUUUUGCAUCCAUAUAGAGUUAACAGAUAAAGGAGUCCAGGACUACGAAGAAGUUGUUUAUACUGUUUUCCAAUAUAUUGAAAUGUUGAAAAAGUCUUUGCCUCAGGAAAGAAUAUUUGUGGAAUUGAACAAAAUUGGAGAAUCUAAAUUCAGGUUCAAACAAAAGGGUAGCCCUUCUAAUACAGUUUCCUCUCUUGCUAAGAACUUACAAAAGGACUUUUUGCCUCCAGAAAUCAUUUUCAAUGCCUCCUUGAUAAGAAAGUUUAAACCCGAAUUAAUCAUGUCGUUUUUAAGCCACCUGCAACCAAAGAAUUCAAGAAUCAGUCUUAUUUCACGUUCUGUUACAACUAACUUAACAGAACGUUGGUAUGGUACUGAAUAUGCCGUAGAGGAUUAUGAUAAAGAGCUUUUGAAAAAACUAGAAGCUCCAGAAUUAAAUCCAAGUUUGCAGUUGCCGACACCGAACAUGUUCAUUCCUACGAACUUUGAUGUUAACAAACAAGAAGAUGUGAAACCAUUAUUAGAGCCUCUAUUAUUGAAAGAAGAUCGCAGUUGCAGGCUAUGGUACAAAAAGGAUGAUAGGUUCUGGGUUCCAGAAGGGCACGUCUAUGUAUCCUUCAAACUACCACAUUCUUAUUCCAGCGUUGUUAACAGUAUGCUAUCCACUUUAUACGUCGAAAUGGUUAAGGAUUCUCUAAAGGACUUACUUUACAACGCAGAAUGCGCCAAUUUUGAAGUCAGUUUUGUGAAAACUAAUCAAGGUUUAGAUUUAUCCUUGACCGGUUACAAUGACAAAAUGACCCUCUUAUUGACCAGUAUCCUCGAGGGUAUUCGAAACUUUGAUCCCAAGAAGGAAAGAUUUGAUGUUCUACAGAAACUGCUUUGUCAGAAAUUGUACAAUCGUUUAUACAACGUUCCGUAUUCACAAAUUGGUGUCUUGUACAAUUCAUUGAUCAAUGAUAGAUCCUGGACACCUAGUGAAAAGUUGAAAGUUACAAAACAGUUGACAUUUGAACAUUUUAAGGCCUUCGUCCCAUCUAUUUACGAACAAAUGUACUUUGAAACUUUAGUUCAUGGUAACUUCCCUGAAAAUCAAGCAAUUGAGUUAAACAGUUAUAUCUGUUCAUUGAUUCCAAAUCAAAUCAAGCACUCCGGAGCCCGGAACAACAGACCUAGAUCUUAUAUGCUGCCCGAAGGAAAAACAUAUCGUUACGAGACAACGUUGUUUGACGAAGAAAACGUUAAUUCGUGCUUUGAAAUGGUAAUCCAAUUGGGUAUGUACUCCGAGGAUAUGAAUGCUAAGGGAUCUUUGCUUGCACAAUUAAUAAAUGAACCAUGUUUCAAUACUUUGAGAACAGAGGAGCAGUUAGGUUAUGUUGUCUGGAGUUCUAAACAGAACACACAUGCAUCCACUAAUUUACGAAUUUUGGUCCAGUCAGAAUCCGACACCGUAUAUAUUGAAUCAAGAGUUGACAAAUUCUUGAACAACUUUGCAGACACUUUAAGGUCUAUGUCAGAGCAGGCGUUUGAAAAACACAAGGGUGCUCUUUGCAAUACCUUACUCCAAAAGUUUAAAAAUAUGAGAGAAGAGAAUUUCAGAUUUAUUGGAGCAAUAUUCUCAGGGGACUACAAUUUCCUAUGCAAAGAGCGAGAAGCGAAAAUAAUUCGAUCUCUAACUCAACAACAUAUGAUCGACUUUUAUGAACGUCAUAUCCUUUCCCAAAAGUCAUCAAAAUUAAACAUCCACUUGAAGUCUCAAGCAAAACAAGAAUCGACUUUACGAGAAAUUCCAGAUGGGUAUCCAGUCGGAGAAACCAUCUCUGAAAUUGAAGACUUUAAGAGCAGUUUAUUCUUAGCCCCUGCUCGCCCUCAGAUUAAAAGGUUCGAAUUAGCCGCACCCAAGCUCUGA
This is a messenger RNA of Eremothecium cymbalariae DBVPG#7215, 3072 nucleotides long. It is a transcript of the gene STE23, whose product is annotated as metalloendopeptidase. Gene Ontology annotation, molecular function: metal ion binding; metalloendopeptidase activity. Gene Ontology annotation, biological process: peptide catabolic process. The record is from RefSeq and is a predicted model, not a curated record. Bases 1 to 3072 code for a protein of 1023 amino acids. Gene Ontology annotation, cellular component: mitochondrion; cytosol. NCBI's taxonomy places the organism in Eukaryota, Fungi, Ascomycota, Saccharomycetes, Saccharomycetales, Saccharomycetaceae. The transcript has a single exon.